This is a messenger RNA of Brassica oleracea var. oleracea, 1236 nucleotides long. RefSeq names its product F-box/kelch-repeat protein At5g39560-like. The record is from RefSeq and is a predicted model, not a curated record. Gene Ontology annotation, molecular function: protein binding. The transcript has a single exon. NCBI's taxonomy places the organism in Eukaryota, Viridiplantae, Streptophyta, Magnoliopsida, Brassicales, Brassicaceae. Bases 1 to 1176 code for a protein of 391 amino acids.
AUGACCUUCGAAGAAGUUGAACCAAAGAAGGAAAAGAUUUGCCAGCCACUGUCAUUGUUUUCUUCACUUCCGGAUGAAAUCACAGAAAACAUUCUUGCCCGUGUUUCGAGGUGGAACUAUCCUUCGCUUUCUCUCGUCUCAAAGAGCUUCCGCUCUCUCUUAUCUUCUAUGCAAAUCUAUAAGACGCGAUCUCAAAUCGGAACCGAAGAAACUUGCGUAUAUGUCUGCCUACAGUUACACAAUCAACCAUAUCCGAGCUGGUUUAGUGUUUGGGCUAAACCUAAUAAUCAAACCCUAACCAAACAGAGAGGAAAGAUUAGGUUUAAGAAGGAUCCAACUGGAAACUCGGUUGUUCCGACACCCAUCCAUUCUCCUCGCAUAACAAGUCAGUCCACCGUAACGGUUGGUCUGGAAAUCUACUCAAUCGGUGGACCCCGCGAGGAGCCUUCUUCCUCUGUAUGGAUCCUUGAUUGUCGAAGUCAUACUUGGCGUAACGGCCCUAACAUGACCGCGGCUCGGGAGGAUCCAUGCGUUUUUACUGACCAUGGUAAAAUAUAUGUGAUGGGAGGUUGUAAGAUUGACGAGUACUCUGCUAGACUGUUUGAGGUGUUUGAUACGAAGACUCAGUCUUGGACAGUCUUGCCGGGGCCUGGUGCUGAGUUACGCAUUCUUUUAACAGAAAAUAAUUAUGAUUUAGUUAAUGUGAUAGACGAAAAGUUUUUCGUAGUGAUAAAUGAAAGGGAGUACACGUACGAGCCGAAAUAUGGUACAUGGAAACUUUUAAGAGGGCAGUCAGAUUCCAUAGAACUAGAAGGUGCUACAAUUUGGAUAAAGGAUGUAUUAUACUGUUGCACUUACUAUGGAGACUUAAUCUGGUGUGACUCUGAGGAUCAUGAGGGUAGAGAAUGGAGAGAAAUCAAGGGUUUGCGAAGAUUACUAGAUGACUGUUGUUUAAGAAGUGCAAGUGAGUUUGCAGUGGAGGACUUUGGUGGGAAGCUUAUGGUUAUGUGGGGAUAUUCUGAUAUCAAACCGAAAAACAAGAUUUGGUAUGCUAAGAUUUCUUUGGAAAGAAGUAGCAAUGGACGUGAGAUUUGGGGAAAGAUUGAGUGUGUCGAUCAGCUUACAUUUCCAUGCGAAUCUUACGAAUCCUUCUAUUGUUUAAGUGCUUCGGCUUAAUGACACUCUUAGCUGGAAUGGCAUGAGUCGUUUGCUUUUGCUUUGAACAUGUUGUUUUCU